AACUGAUGGAGUGAGUGCAUGGAUUGCGAGGUGUAGUCAUGGUGAAGCUGAGAAUCAUUUGUACAAGUGUGCAUCUCUCACGUAGCCGAUAAUCAUUGCCUAAUUUUUGCACGAAGCUGAUAAUAUUUGUAACGUGUAUUUUUCUCGAUGCUAAAAUAUUUUAUUUUGGCACGAAGCUGAAAAUACAUAUAUUUUCCUUUUUUUUUCUUUUUACAAAAUCAUUUAUACAAGAGUCAUUACCGACGGAGUGUGUAUGAAGGUGUGUACAUAGCAAGGAACAAUGAGCGUGCAUCUUAUAACAGUCAAGUAAUUUCUUGACACAGAAGCAGUGUGUGUACAGCAGUAGUGAAGCUGAGUAUUAUGUGCACGUGUAUAAUUCUUGAACAAGACUUUUGAAACUGCUCGUGGACACAAGUGGAACAAAAUUCUGAAAAGUAGAGCCAGGAAGUGAAUAAAAUGCCAAUUACUUUUAAUACUGAAAGACUAAUCUAACUCAAUCUUAUCAGACGAUUGGUCCCACUUCACAGCGUAAAAACUCAACUGUCUUUAUAGAUGAAAAUAUGAAAUAUUAUGUAUGUACAUAUUUUGAUGAAGUACCGUCUCAUUCGCGUUGCUGUUUUACUAAUCUACUAUUUCUGGACCAGAUUAGUUUUUUUUUUAAUAACAGAAUUACAAAAUGGCGCUGAUAUCGGCUGAACCUACUAUAUUCAUGUACAUGGCAUCUUAUGGGAUUUUAAUAAUCUUAAGCCAGGAAUUCAUCUUGUCUCGCCUGUGUUUUGCGCAACUUGGAGACCCAGACUGUGGGAACAGCAGCGCCCAUUCAGCGUCUUCUCAGACUUCCCUUAUUUCCUUCACCUUGCCUCUUCACCCUUACCCGAAUCCCGAAGAAGAAUGGACGCCCUUAGGCGGUACAGCGGAUCAGAAUGCUAGGGUGCGGGAAGUGCAGGAGGAGGCUGUGAGGCUCUACAUGGGAGCGACUAUCACCCUCUCCAUAACCUCCAUCCUGUCAUCACAGUUUCUGGGACAUUGGAUGGACAGGUGUUCAAAAAAGGUCCUUAUGAUUGCACCCGUUGUGUGCAUGAUCGUGUGGGCACUUGGAAUCGUGUUUCUGGCCACUUUUCCUCAGUUACCCAUCUACUUGAUCUUCAUCGCCAUCGCCAUUGGUAACAUCUCUGGCGGAUACGUGACUCUGAAGGCGGCGGUGACGAGCUACGUGAUCCACAAAUCCUCGGAGAGCCAAAGGACAGUUCGGCUCAGCAUGUUAGAGGCGGCCAUUUUCCUCGGGGGCGCCGUCGGCCUUCUUUCGCUGCCCUUCCUCACAGACUACCUCGGAGCGACACAUGCUAUGCUUUUCUUGGGUGCGGAGGGUUUGGCAGUCAUUAACUUCCUGUACAUCAUAUUCGUCGUGCCCGAUGAUGGAGGCCCACUCCGAAGCAGCAACGUCGGCGAAGCUGAAGUAAUCGCUCCUGGCGAAUCCCUUCCCCGUGAUCAUAAUUAUGGCUCUUUUCAAGGGGCCGGGCAUUCUGUUCUGUCACAAGGCAGCCACAUUACCGCCAGCCGCUACACAGUCGCCGACAUCGUCGUAACGUCUCCAGAGGGUAAGGACUGUGGGGAUUGCUCCAACCUUCCAGCUAGUCCCAGAGGAGGUGGGAGUCGCUACGGCACUCCUCCCGAGCUCACUGUCAAGCCCGAAUCCCCGGACAACCAUAGUUCAUAUGGCACUCCCACUCCUGACAUAUUCUCGCAGGAGACAUACUCGCGUGCCCGCCAUGCCCUUAGCGCUUCCCUCGGAAUAGUAACGAGCGUAGCGGGAAUGUCUAACCCAGCCAGCAGGUAUGGGACACCUCCCGAAUACCCGUCAGAACUACAGUAUGUCCCAGGUGAUUUCUCGGAAGACGUCGGAAGAUCUCGAUGUCAUUCGUAUCCUGCACAAACACCGAUUAGCAUGCAGCAACGAUCUGCAAAAAUUGGUGAGGUAAAGACUGGUUUAGUAAAGGGAGUCUCCAUGCGUGAUGACUUCUUGACCUUAAGGUUGGGUGAGCACGUCGGGUUCGAGCAAACAGUUGAUGAAGUGGACAGUGAAGAUCUCCAUAAAAUUCAAGGAGCGCCGAACAAUUCGGACCAAGCUCCGGAAAUCAUUGCGGUAACUCAGAGCUUUUGCUUGACUUGUGAUUCCAACCACGAUAGUGAGGAUCAGCCACAGUCACUGUGCUGA
This is a messenger RNA of Penaeus chinensis, 2215 nucleotides long. RefSeq lists its product as uncharacterized. The record is from RefSeq and is a predicted model, not a curated record. The transcript is spliced from 5 exons. NCBI's taxonomy places the organism in Eukaryota, Metazoa, Arthropoda, Malacostraca, Decapoda, Penaeidae. Gene Ontology annotation, cellular component: membrane. The coding region runs from base 677 to 2215 and encodes 512 amino acids. Gene Ontology annotation, molecular function: transmembrane transporter activity. Gene Ontology annotation, biological process: transmembrane transport.